Messenger RNA from Hansenula anomala, 1157 nucleotides. RefSeq lists its product as uncharacterized. The transcript is spliced from 2 exons. The record is from RefSeq and is a predicted model, not a curated record. Bases 108 to 1157 code for a protein of 349 amino acids. Lineage: Eukaryota; Fungi; Ascomycota; Saccharomycetes; Phaffomycetales; Wickerhamomycetaceae.
CAAAUUUAUGCCAUCGUUAAUAUUUUCAAUUUCUACAAAAUAUCCUAUUUAAUUAUUAUAAAUUUAAUUCAUAUUAUUUGGUGAUUAAAUCAAUAUAAAUCAUCCAGAUGUAUUCUGCUGCUUCCAAAUUACGUGGCUCAACAUUUUUCAAGGCAAAGAUCAAUUUGCAAAAUCCUUCAGCUUCAACUUUUUCAAAACUGAGCUCAAAAUCAAAAGUUAUUGAAAGAAGAAACCUAGAAUUGUCAAGACUCAAAAAGAAUGCACAGAACUUUUUCAGGUUGCAAGAUGAGUGCGAGAAAUCGAACAGUGAUACAGGGUCGAACAAAAAAGCAAUUUUAUUGAAAAAGCAGUUGAAACUCAAAGAUACUAUUCAUAUUCAAGGAUUUCAAAUUACAAUAGGAAGCUCAGAGACCUAUGAAGACUCAGACAUUUCCCCCUACUCACUUGAAAACUCAUCCUUAAUUAGUACAUCACAAAAUGAAUUGAGAAGACAACACAAGGUUGAGGACUUUAAGAAAUCGAAGGAUUCCCCUAUUCCAUCAAGAAGCACAAAGAAUUUGAAAGAAAAUUGGUCAAAUGAUCUAGAAGUUCAUAGUAUCAAUUAUAUCAACAAGAUGUUUGAACCUGGCAGUGAAAUACUCUCAAAAACUGGCCGUGUUGAAGUGUCACUUGAUGAUUACAUAGAUUCAUGGAAUGAGAAAGUCUUAGAAAGAAGGGGGCCAAGAUCACCAGGAUCAAUACCUAAAGAGAUGCAGAUUGAUAUCAGAACAGAUGAAGCUAUUUUGACCAAGGAUCCGCCAUAUCAUCCAAAGACCCUAUUGAACGAUUUUGAUAUCAAAGAUCAUGUCGGACCAAAAAUGAGGCAGGAGCCACUAGGCGCAAAAAGAGAAGAGAGAAGAGGCCGUCAGCUUGUAGAUGACAAAUUUAUUGAUAGGAAAGAGCAGCUUGGUAAUGACUAUCAGUUUGGGAUUGAGAAGUUGAACAAUAUUCAUGAGAAAUUGAUCGAAGAUUUCCAAAGGGAAACGUUAGAGGAAUUUGACACAAUCACCAGAGAAUUGGAUGAAGCUAGACAGAGAUCACUCAAGAGAUUCCAAAAGUUGAACAAGUACAUUCACGAGUCCAGUCUAAGUGUCAGAGAUCUCUUCAAUGAUGAUUAA